GCUGUGUGCUUUCGCCCGGCGUUUCUCUGGAGGGAAGCUGGGGAGGCAAUUUGCGGCUUGGGGAGACCAAUACACUUUUAGAUAACUGGAUUCGGCAAAUCUCAAAGUCGGACUAUCAGGUUGUGACCCUAGUGGAUGGCAAGUCAGGCCCCCUUACUGUCAGGAAAUACUGCGGGAAUCUUUUGCUGAACCUCUAAAACCGUCCCAAAAUGACGGAGGUUGUGGAGGAAUAUGAGGAAUAUGAGGAGGAAGAGUUUGAGGAGGAGGAGUUUGAGGAGGAGGAGAUUGCAGAUGAGAUCGCAACGACGACUGUCACUGAGCACACGUCUCAGUUCCUACAGUCUGGAUUGCCCAGCAGGAAAAUCAGGAAGAAGGUCAAGGUGGAUACUUCCAAGUUCAUGACUCCGUACCUGGCUCACAGCCAGAAGAUGCUGGAGCAGUUCAGCCACAACAAAUACCGGCAUGCUUAUGACUUGACCCGAGGCCAUCCUCCUGCCAUCAUCACCGAUUCUCCUGAGAUGAUUCGCAUCAGGAAGGCUCAGGAGCAGCUCAGUGAGGUUAAAUACCGCAUGGAGGGAAAUAAGGCUCGGACGACAAGUUUGUACGACGGCGAGGCCAGGGAGAUCGCCCACGUCAAGCGUGUGUCUGAGCUGAUCAGCAAGGUUCUGUACAGGCAGAAGUGGGACGAGACUAAGGACCGGUACCUGCUACCUCCCGAUGCUCCGGAGCUCGUUCUGGCUGUGAAGAACGCUGCCAACUACAGCAAGAAACUGUACACGGAGGCCUGGGAUGAAGAGAAGACCAUGCUCUACCCGUACAGUGACAGCCCAGAGCUGCGCAGGGUGGCCAAGGCUCAGGAAGCCCUCAGUGAUAUCCACUACAAGAAGGGUCACGAUCAGCGCAAGGCCAAGUACACCUCCCUGGCUGAUCCUCCUGAGGUGGAGCUGGCCAGGAGAGUAAACAAUCAGCGCAGUGAUCUCAAGUACAAGGAAGAUUACAACAAAAACGUGAAGGGUCAGUGGUGCGAGACGCCCUACUUUGACGUGGCCACCGCCAGGGUGGCGAUGGACAACUUCAGCAGUAGGAAAUACACGCAAAAAUAUGAGGAUAGCAAAGACCAAAUUUAUUUCAUGCAAACCGACACGCCAGUUUACGGCGCGAACAAGAGGGCUCGUGCUGACGCUAGUCAGAUCCAGUACAAGAAGGAAUACGAGAAGGCGAAAGCACAAGCCGACUACAACACGCUCCCCGCCACCGAGAACCCGCUCCUCCGACAGCUCAGAUAUGCCGGCACCAUCCUCAGUGACAAAGUGUACAAGUCCAGCUAUGAGAAAUCCAAGGGUUCCAGCAUCAACUACUGUGACACGCCCAAGUUUCAGAUGGACUCCGUACUGAAACGCUUCUCUGACGCACGUUACAAAGCCAAGUAUGAAAGUGAAGUGAAGGGUCACUACCUCGGCAGCUAUGAAGAUGUCUACAUGCUUCACUGCCAGAAAGUUGAGGAAAUGAAGAGUGAGCAAUUAUACAAAGCUGAAUACGAGGACAUCAAGACAAGAUGCUUCUACCCUCAAACAAUGACGCCUGAAUAUGAAGUUGGGAAGAAGCUUCAGCAGUGUAACGAUAAAGUUUACCGGCAACAUCCCGACAAAGUGAAAUUUACGCAAGUGGUGGAUUCGCCAGUUCAGCUUCAAGCCGCCAUCAACGCCAAACAGCUAAGUGACUUGAACUACAAGGCAAAGUAUGAGGAAACCAAGUUCAAGAAUAGUCUGCCCCCAGACUAUCCCUUCUUCAUCCAGUCCAGAGUUAAUGCUUUCAACCUCAGUGAUAACUGUUAUAAGUACGAUUGGGAGAAAUCUAAAGCGAAAAAGUUCGAGGUCAGGGGCGACGCCAUAUCGAUCCUCGCUGCCCGCGCUCACACAAACAUUGCCAGUGAUGUCAAAUAUAAAAAGGAGUUUGAGAAGAACAAGGGACAAAUGGUUGGAGCCCUCAGCAUCAACGACGAUCCCAAGAUCUUGCACUCCGUUCAUGUGGCCAAAAUCCAGAGUGAUCGCGAAUAUAAAAAGGACUACGAAAAGUUAAAGACCAAGUACCAUGCACCGCUGGAUAUGAUGUCAGUCACCUUGGCGAAGAAAUCCCAGGCGAUCGCCAGCAUGGCCAAAUAUAGGAGCAUCAACCCCAGCUACUUCCUCCCCUAUGACAGCGUGCUGCUGGAUCUGGCCAAGAAAGCCAACCUCAUCCAGAGUAAUAACGAGUACAAGGCUGACUACAACAGCUUUACCAAGGGCAGCCCAUGGGUUCCCUAUGGCUCCAUGGAGGUGGAAAAGGUGAAGAAAGCAGGAGAUAUCCUGAAUGAGAAAAAAUACAGACAGCCCCCAGACACGAUCCGCUUCACAUCGAUCGACGACCACCCCGUCAUGUUGCAGGCCAAAGUCAACCAGCUUCAGAGGAGCGAUCUGUUCUACAAGAGAGGUCUCGAGGAGAUUCACCAGAAGUACUCUCUGCCUCACGAUGUGCCCGAGUUCCUCCAGGCCAAGUGCAAUGCCUACAACAUCAGCAAGAACUCCUACAAGCAAGCCUGGCAGGAGACCAUUGCUAAAGGUUAUGACCUGAAGGCCGAUGCGAUCUCCGUGGUCGUCGCCAAAGCCGCCAGACACGCUGCCAGUGAUGUCCAGUAUAAAAAGGCCUACGAGAAGGCCAGAGGCCACCACGUCGGCUUCCGCAGCAUCCAGGACGACCCCCUGCUGGUGCACUACAUGAAGGUGGCUAAGAUGCAGAGCGAAAGGAACUACAAGAAGGACUACCACAAGGCCAAGCUGAAGUACCACAGCCCGGUGGACAUGAUCAGUUUGGCUCAUGCCAAACAUGCCUCAGCAGUGCAGACCUAUGCUGGCUACAAGAAGGUCCACCAUAACUACAGUCUUCUGCCCGACUCCAUGAGUGUGGGCCUUGCUCGCAACAUGAACUACAAUGCCAGUGAUUAUAACUAUAAACUGGACUAUGAGACUGGAGUGAAGGGAAUUGGCUGGGUUCCCAUCGGUUCCGUGGAGGUGGAAAAUGCCAAAACAGCGACUGCGGCCCUGGAUGAGAGGAAGUACCGCCAGUACCCUCACACCCUCAAAUUCACCAGCACUUCUGACUCCAUGACCAUGGAGCUGGCCAAGACCAAUUCCAAAAUCCUGAAUGAGAAAGCAUACAGGGCCAGCGGAGAGAAGUUCAUGCACACCUACCAUCUCCCUGCUGACGCCCCUGAACUGAUGCAAGCCAGAUACAACGCUUUCAACAUCAGCAAGAAUAACUACACCUAUGCUCAUCGUCAAGAUCUGCUCAAAGGACAUCACGUGAAGGAAGAUGCUAUUUCUAUUAUUGCGGCAAAGUCUUCCACUAACAUUGCCAGUAAUUACAAGUACAAGUUGGCCUACGAGAAGGCCAGAGGCCACCACGUCGGCUUCCGCAGCAUCCAGGACGAUCCCCUGCUGGUGCACUACAUGCAGGUGGCUAAGAUGCAGAGUGAGAGGAACUACAAGAAGGACUACCACAAGGCCAAGCUGAAGUAUCACACCCCGGUCGACAUGUUGAGUGUGGUCCAAGCCAAGCAUUCCUCUGCUGUUCAGACCAUGGCUGGAUACAGGAAGAUCCCUCACAGCUCCAUACUUCUGCCUGACAACCUGCACCUGCACCUGUGUCGCAACAUGAUGGAAAUUCAGAGUGAUAAUGUCUACAAGUCAGAUUAUAACAACUUCUGUAAAGGCACCGGGUGGGUCCCUAUUGGUUCUGUGGAUGUGGAGAAGGCCAAAGUUGCCACAGCUGCGCUGCAAGAGAGAGGCUAUCGCCAGCAUCCCAGUACUUUCAGUUUCAAAAGCAAGACUGACGCAAUGAACAUGGUUCUGGCUAUGACCAACUCAAAGCAGCUGAACCACGCCGCAUACAAAGCUUCUGGUGAGAAGUUUAAGCACACCUAUCAUCUGCCCGCCGACUGCCCCGAGUUCCUCCAGGCGAAAUUCAAUGCCCAAACCCUCAGCGAGAGUCACUACAAGCACAAAUGGCUGGAGGAUAUUGCCAAGGGAUACGACAUGAAGCCUGAUGCUAUUUCCAUCCUGCACGCCAAGCACGGCAGACAUAUUGCCAGCAAUGUCCAAUACAAGAAAGAGUUUGAGAAGGCCAGAGGCCACCAUGUCGGCUUCCGCAGCAUCCAGGACGAUCCCCUGCUGGUGCACUACAUGCAGGUGGCUAAGAUGCAGAGUGAGAAGAACUACAAGAAGGACUACCACAAGGCCAAGCUGAAGUAUCACACCCCGGUGGACAUGUUGAGUGUGGUCCAAGCCAAGCAUGCCUCUGCUGUUCAGACCAUGGCUGGAUACAGGAAGAUCCAGCACAGUUACUCCCUCCUCCCUGAUGCCCUGAACCUGCAGCUGGCUCGCACCAUGAAUGUCCAGGCUAGCGACUCCGAUUACAAGUCAGAGUGGAACAACUUUGUCAGAGGUGUUGGAUGGGUUCCUAUUGGCUCAAUCGGGGUUGAGAACGCCAAACUUGGUGGUCAGAUUCUGAGUGAACAUAAGUACCGCAGUCAUCCAUCCAACUUCAAGUUCAGCAAGCUGAUGGACUCCAUGGACCUUUCUCUGGCCACUGCCAACAACAAGAUCAUGAACAAGCAAGCAUACACUGCAGCUUGGGAGAAGGACAAACGUACAAUCCACGUCAUGCCAGAUUCUCCUGAGAUCGUCCUGGCCAAGGCCAAUGCCCUCACCAUGAGCGAUAAACUUUACAAAGCCAGUGUUUUGGAGAUGGCCAACAAGGGACAUCACGUGAAAGCAGAUGCCAUCUCAAUUGUUGCUGCUAAGUUGGGCACCACUAUUUCCAGUAAUUACAAGUACAAGUUGGCUUACGAGAAGGCCCGAGGACACCACGUCGGCUUCCGCAGCAUCCAGGACGAUCCCCUGCUGGUGCACUACAUGCAGGUGGCUAAGAUGCAGAGUGAGAAGAACUACAAGAAGGACUACCACAAGGCCAAGCUGAAGUAUCACACCCCGGUGGACAUGUUGAGUGUGGUCCAAGCCAAGCAUUCCUCUGCUGUUCAGACCAUGGCCGGAUACAGACAGAUCCAGCACAGUUACUCCCUCCUCCCUGAUGCCCUGAACCUGCAGCUGGCUCGCACCAUGAAUGUCCAGGCUAGCGACUGCGACUACAAGUCUGAAUGGAACAACUAUAUCCGAGGUAUUGGAUGGGUCCCCAUUGGCUCAAUCGGGGUUGAGAAUGCCAAACUUGGUGGUCAGAUUCUGAGUGAACACAAGUACCGCAGUCAUCCAUCCAACUUCAAGUUCAGCAAGCUGAUGGACUCCAUGGAUAUUACCCUAGCCACUGCCAACAACAAGAUCAUGAACAAGCAAGCAUACACUGCAGCUUGGGAGAAGGACAAACGCACAAUCCACGUCAUGCCAGACUCUCCUGAGAUCGUUCUGGCCAAGGCCAAUGCCCUCACCAUGAGUGAUAAACUGUACAAAGCCAGUGUUCUGGAGAUGGCCAACAAGGGCCACCACGUGAAAGCAGACGCCAUCUCAAUCGUGGCUGCCAAGAAUUGUACCACAAUCGCCAGUAAUUACAAGUACAAGUUGGCUUACGAGAAGGCCCGAGGCCACCACGUCGGCUUCCGCAGCAUCCAGGACGAUCCCCUGCUGGUGCACUACAUGCAGGUGGCAAAGAUUCAGAGCGAAAAGAACUACAAGAAGGACUACCACAAGGCCAAGCUGAAGUAUCACACCCCGGUGGACAUGUUGAGUGUUGUCCAAGCCAAGCAGGCCUCCACUGUUCAGACCAUGGCUGGAUACAGGAAGAUAAUCUCCCACUACACCGUGAUGCCUGAUGCCAUGAACCUGCGGCUGGCUCGUAACAUGCAGUUCAUCGCCAGUGACAACCAGUACAAGAGUGAAUAUGACAGUUACAUGAAGGGAGUAGGAUGGGUUCCUAUCGGCUCGCUGGAUGUCGAGAGAGCAAAAAAGGCCAGCCAGAACUUAAGUGAGAAGCGAUACCGCCAAUAUCCAACCAACUUCAAAUUCACCAAGAACAUGCAGUCCAUGGAUCUGGCCCUGGCCACUGCCAACAACCAGAUUAUGGACAAGCAAUCCUACAACAAAGCCUGGGAGAAAGACAAGACGACGAUCCACAUCAUGCCUGAUGCAAUGGACAUCGUUCUGGCCAGAGGAAACAAGAAGAUCUACAGUGAGAAACUGUACAAAUUGGACAAUGAGCUGUCCAAGAAGAAGGGCCACAAUCUUCAUGGUGAUGCCAUCUCAGUCAAGGCUGCCAAGGCCUCCACUGUGAUCGCUAGCGAUUACAAGUACAAGACGGGAUACCGUAAGCAGGUCGGCCACCACAUCGGCGCUCGCUGCGUGCAGGACGACCCUCUGCUCAUGCUGGCUUUGAACUCGGCCAAGAUCGCCAGCGAUUUUCUGUACAAGAAGGACUUCAACAAGUCCAAGACCAAGUUCAACCUGCCAGUGGACAUGCUGUCCUUUGAACUGGCCAAGAAGAACCAGAUUCAGGUCAACCACGCCAACUACAUCACCCGUUUGCACAACUGGACCUGCCUGCCGGACUCCAACGAUGUCAGGCAGGCCAGACUUGCUUAUGACAUACAGAGUGAUGCCGUGUACAAGGAGGAUAUGAAGAUGAUGCAGGGUGUUGGAUGGGUGCCUAUAGGUUCACUGGAUGUUGAGAAGGCAAAGAAAGCUGGUGAGGCCCUGAAUGAGAGAAAGUAUCGUCAGCAUCCGAGCAACUACAAGUUCAAAAUCACAACUGAAGACAUGUCCAUAGUAUUGGCCAAGGCCAAUGCUCAGGUUAUGAACAAGAAAGCUUACACUAAAGCCUGGGAGAAAGACAAGACCACCAUCCAUAUCAUGCCUGAUGCUAUGGAUAUCAUAUUGGCCAAAGCAAACAAAUCCAACUACAGUUUGAAAAUGUACAAGCAGGCACAUGAAGAUGCAAAGAAGAAGGGAUACGACAUGCGCAACGAUGCCGUUUCCAUUAUUGCAGCAAGGGCCUCCAGGGAUAUUGCCAGCGAUUACAAGUACAAGACAGGAUACCGUAAGCAGGUCGGCCACCACAUCGGCGCUCGCUGCGUGCAGGACGACCCUCUGCUCAUGCUGGCUCUGAACUCAGCCAAGAUCGCCAGCGAUUUUCUGUACAAGAAGGACUUCAACAAGUCCAAGACCAAGUUCAACCUGCCAGUGGACAUGCUGUCCUUUGAACUGGCCAAGAAGAACCAGAUUCAGGUCAACCACGCCAACUACAUCACCCGUUUGCACAACUGGACCUGCCUGCCAGACUCCAACGAUGUCAGGCAGGCCAGACUUGCUUAUGACAUACAGAGUGAUGCCGUGUACAAGGAGGACAUGAAGAUGAUGCAGGGUGUUGGAUGGGUGCCGAUAGGUUCACUGGAUGUUGAGAAGGCAAAGAAAGCUGGUGAUGCCCUGAGUGAGAGAAAGUAUCGUCAGCCCCCGAGCAACUACAAGUUCAAAAUCACUACUGAAGACAUGCCCAUGGUAUUGGCCAAGGCCAAUGCUCAGGUUAUGAACAAGAAAUCAUAUUUGGAAGCCUGGGAGAAAGACAAGACCAAGAUCCACAUCAUGCCUGAUGCUAUGGAUGUUCUUCUAGCCAAAGCAAACAAUGUCAACUUCAGUUUGAAAAAGUACACACAGGCUCAUGAAGAUGCCAAGAAGAAGGGCUACGAUCUGCGUGGAGACGCCGUCUCCAUCAAAGCAGCCAAGGCUUCCAGGGACAUUGCCAGUGAUUACAAGUACAAGACAGGAUACCGCGCGCAGGUCGGCCACCACAUCGGCGCUCGCUGCGUGCAGGACGACCCUCUUCUCAUGCUGGCGUUGAACUCGGCCAGGAUCGCCAGUGAUUUUCUGUACAAGAAGGACUUCAACAAGUCCAAGACCAAGUUCAACCUGCCAGUGGACAUGCUGGCCUUUGAGCUGGCCAAGAAGAACCAGAUUCAGGUCAACCACGCCAACUACAUCACCCGUUUGCACAACUGGACCUGCCUGCCGGACUCCAACGAUGUCAGGCAGGCAAGAAAGGCGUAUGACCUACAGAGUGAUGCCGUGUACAAGGAGGACAUGAAGAUGAUGCAGGGUGUUGGAUGGGUGCCUAUAGGUUCACUGGAUGUUGAGAAGGCAAAGAAAGCUGGUGAUGCCCUGAGUGAGAGAAAGUAUCGUCAGCCCCCGAGCAACUACAAGUUCAAAAUCACUACUGAAGACAUGCCCAUGGUAUUGGCCAAGGCCAAUGCUCAGGUUAUGAACAAGAAAUCAUAUUUGGAAGCCUGGGAGAAAGAUAAGACCAAGAUCCACAUCAUGCCCGAUGCUAUGGACGUUCUUCUAGCCAAAGCAAACAAUGUCAACUUCAGUUUGAAAAAGUACACACAGGCUCAUGAAGAUGCCAAGAAGAAGGGCUACGAUCUGCGUGGUGACGCCGUCUCCAUCAAAGCAGCCAAGGCUUCCAGGGACAUUGCCAGUGAUUACAAGUACAAGACAGGAUACCGCGCGCAGGUCGGCCACCACGUCGGCGCUCGCUGCGUGCAGGACGACCCUCUGCUCGUGCUGGCGUUGAACUCGGCCAGGAUCGCCAGUGAUUUUCUGUACAAGAAGGACUUCAACAAGUCCAAGACCAAGUUCAACCUGCCAGUGGACAUGCUGGCCUUUGAGCUGGCCAAGAAGAACCAGAUUCAGGUCAACCAUGCCAACUACAUCACCCGUUUGCACAACUGGACCUGCCUGCCGGAUUCCAACGAUGUCAGGCAGGCCAGAAAGGCGUAUGAACUACAGAGUGAUGCCGUCUACAAAGCUGACAUGAAGUGGCUCCAGGGCCUAGGCUGGGUCCCCAUCGGCUCACUGGACGUGGAGAAAGCCAAAAAGGCCGGAGAUAUCUUGAACGAAAGAAAGUACCGCCAGCAACCCAGCAGUUUCCCCUUCACCAGCACCACAGAUGCCAUGAACAUCGUGCUGGCAAAGAAUAACGCCUUGACUAUGAACAAGCGCCUCUACGUCGAUGCGUGGGAGAAAGAGAAGACCAAUCUGCACAUCAAGCCUGACACUCCAGAAAUCAUCCUCUCUCAGCAGAAUGCGAUCAACAUAAGCAGGAAACUAUACAGACAAGGUUUUGAGGACACAAUUAACAAGGGCUAUUACCUCCCUUCGGACGCAGUCUCCAUCAAGGCAGCUAAGGCCUCCAGGGACAUCGUCAGUGACUACAAGUACAAGACAGGAUACCGCGCGCAGGUCGGCCACCACAUCGGCGCUCGCUGCGUGCAGGACGACCCUCUGAUUAUGCUGGCUCUGAACUCGGCCAGGAUCGCCAGCGAUGCUCUGUACAAGAAGGACUUCAACAAGUCCAAGACCAAGUUCAACCUGCCGGUGGACAUGAUCAAUCUCGAACUGGCCAAGAAGUGCCAGAUCCAGGUCAACGACUUCAACUACAGAACUCACCUGCACAACUGGACCUGCCUGCCCGACUCCAACGAUGUCAGACAGGCCAGGAAAGCCUACGAUCUUCAGAGUGACGCUGUGUACAAGGCGGACAUGGAUGAGGUCGUAGGUGUGGGAUGGAUCCCCAUCGGCUCAUUGGAUGUGUUGAAGGCCAAGAAUGCCGGGAAAAUUCUCAGUGACCGUCUCUACAAGCAGAGACCAGAUGCAGCGAAAUUUAAGUCUGACAUGACCUCCAUGUCCAUGCUCUUAGCCAAAACAAAUGCUAAUAUCAUUAACAAGAAAAAUUACAUUGCUGCUUGGGAGGCUGAGAAGAUGAAGACUCACGUGAUCCCUGACAUGCCUGAGAUGGUGCUCUCCAAGGCUAACGCAUACAACAUGAGCAAGAAACUGUACAGAGAAGCAGUUGACGAGAUGUUCAGAAAGGGCUACGACCUCAAGGCUGACGCUGUCUCCAUUAUUGCCGCCAAACGUGGAAGAGAAAUCAUCAGCGAUUACAAAUACAAGACAAGUUACCGUAAGCAGGUCGGUCACCACAUUGGAGCCCUCAGUGUCCAGGAUGACCCUCUGAUCGUUCUGGCUCUGAACUCGGCCAGGAUCGCCAGUGACUUUCUGUACAAGAAGGACUUCAACAAGUCCAAGACCAAGUUCAACCUGCCGGUGGACAUGCUGAAUCUCGAACUGGCCAAGAAAUGCCAGAUCCAAGUCAACGACUUCAACUACAGAACUCACCUGCACAACUGGACCUGCCUGCCCGACUCCAACGACGUGGUCCAGGCCAGGAAGGCGUAUAACCUGCAGAGUGAUGCUGUGUACAAGGCUGACAUGGAAUGGGUCAGGGGCACAGGUUGGGUGCCGAUUGGCUCAGUUGAUGUGGAGAAGGCCAAGAAAGCAGCAGAGAUCCUGUGCGAGAGGAAGUACCGUCAGCCUCCCAGCAGCUUCAAGUUCUCUGCCAAAACAUGUGACAUGCCAUAUGCCCUGGCUCAGGCCAAUGCCCAGAUCAUGGACAAGAAAGCCUAUUUGGCUGCCUGGGAGAAGGAUAAGACCAACAUCCACGUCAUGCCUGACACCCCAGAGAUCGUCCUGGCCCAACAGAACAAACUCAACACCAGUCUGAAAUAUUAUCGUGAAGGCUAUAUGGACACCAUCAACAAGGGAUACUAUCUUCCCAAAGAUGCGGUUUCCGUUUUAGCGGCCAGAGCCUCCAGGGACAUCGUCAGCGAUUACAAAUACAAGGCCGGCUACCGGAAGCAGUGUGGCCACCACAUCGGUGCCCUCAGCGUCAAUGACGACCCGCUGAUCAUGUUGGCCGCACACGCAGCCAAGAUCUCCAGCGACAACAUCUACAAGAAGGACUUCAACAAAACGAAGACCAAGUACAACCUUCCGCCGGACAUGCUGGCCCUGGAACUGGCCAAAAAAUGCCAGAAGCAAGUGAACGACUUCAACUACAGGACUCACUUGCACCAGUGGACGUGCCUGCCAGACUCCACCGACGUGGUCCAGGCCAGGAAGGUGUACGACUUACAGAGCGAUGCCGUAUACAAAGCUGAUAUGGAGUGGCUGAGAGGAUGCGGCUGGUCGCCUCAGGACUCUGUGGACGUCAUCAAAGCUAGAAAUGCGCAGACUAUUCUCAACGAGAGGCUUUACCGCCAACCCCCGAGCACCGUCAAGUUCACCAGCGUCGUGGACUUUCCGGCCAUUCUCCUGUCCAAGCAAAACGCUGACAACAUCAGCGAUAGGAAAUACAGAGAAGUCUGGGACAAGGACAAGCUCAUCUAUCACCUGCCACCUAACACCCCCACCUUGGAACUGUCCAAGGCCAAUUCUGUCAAUAUCAGCAAUAAACUGUACACAAAGGCGUGGGAUGACCAGAAGGCCAAAGGCUACCACAUCAAGGAGGAUGCUAUCGCUGUGCUGAAGGCCAGAGCGUCCAGAGACAUCGUUAGUGAUUACAAGUACAAGGUAGGAUACCGUAAGCAGCUCGGCCACCACAUCGGCGCUCGCUGCGUGCAGGACGACCCUCUGAUUAUGCUGGCUCUGAACUCGGCCAGGAUCGCCAGUGACGCUCUGUACAAGAAGGACUUCAACAAGUCCAAGACCAAGUUCAACCUGCCGGUGGACAUGAUCAAUCUCGAACUGGCCAAGAAGUGCCAGAUCCAAGUCAACGACUUCAACUACAGAACUCACCUGCACAACUGGACCUGCCUGCCCGACUCCAACGAUGUCAGACAGGCCAGGAAAGCCUACGAUCUUCAGAGUGACGCUGUGUACAAAGCAGAUAUGGAGUGGUUACGUGGAUGUGGAUGGGUGCCACAUGAGAGUGUGGACGUUAUGAAGGUGAAGCAUGCACAGAAGGUCCUGGCUGAGAGAGGCUACCGAGUUAAGUUGGAUCAACAGAAGUUCAUUGUUCCAACUGACAGAGUCGACAUGGUCUGCGCAAAGAACGCUGCCAACGUCCUCAACGAGGCCAAAUAUCGUGAGGCCUGGCACCAGGACAAGACCAAGUUCUCACUGGUGGACACUCCAAUCCUCGCCACAGCCAGAGAGGUGGCCAAGAACAUUCACCCUCAUCUUUACACAAAAGCAUGGGACCAGGUCAAGGCCACAGGGUACUUCAUGCCCGGAGAUGCUGUGCCAAUCAAGCAGUGCAUCUCGACGACUAAAGUGCAGAGUAAUCACAAGUACCUUGAGUCGUACCGGAAGCAGCUCGGCCACCACAUCGGUGCUCGCUGCGUGGAAGACGACCCUCUGAUCAUGCUUGCUAUGCACUCGGGCAAGAUCGCCAGCGAAGUCCUCUACAAGAAGGACUUCAACAAGUGCAAGACCAAAUUCAACCUGCCGGUGGACAUGCUCCAAUUUGAACUGGCCAAGAAAUGCCAGAUCCAGGUCAACGACGACCUCUACAGAACUCGCCUGCACAACUGGACUUGUAUGCCGGACCAGAACGACGUCAUCCAGGCCCGCAAAGCAUACGAACUUCAGAGUGACCAUGUGUAUAAGGCCGACCUGGAAUGGAUUCGUGGCUGCGGUUGGGUGGCAGCUGACUCCGUUGACCACGUCAAAGUCAGGAAGGCCCAGGAGAUUCUCAACGAGAGGCUUUACAAGAAGAGUGCCAAAGACGCCUUUGGUAAAUUCACCCUGGUCGUUGACCGACCUGAGAUCGUCCUGGCAAAGAUAAAUGCUGCCAACCUCAGUGAUCUGAAGUACCAUGAAACGUUCAACGCAGAAAAGGGUCAUUACAUCGGUUCGGAGGACACUCCUCAACUGGCCCAUAGCAGGGAGGUGUCCAAGAACAUCAGCGAGAAACUCUACAAACAACAAUGGGAUGAGUCCAAGGCUACAGGCUACCAGCUGAACCAUCAAUACAUCCCACUGCUCAGCGGCAAGAAGGGCAGGGACAUCGCCAGUGAUGUCAAGUACAAGGAUACCCACGAGAAGGCUAAAGGUCACUACAUGGCCGGAACCCUGGUCGACUUCCCCGAGGUGAUGCGCUGUGGAAACCAGGAGAAGAACAAGGGACUGAGGGUCUACCAGCAGGCCUACAACCAAAGCAAGACCAAGACCCACCUCCCACCUGACAUCAUCGCUAACAAGGUCGCCAAACGCUGCCAGGAUAUGCUGAGCGACGUCCUCUACCGCACCUACCUGCACCAGUGGACAUGCCACCCCGAACAGGAGGACGCCAUCCGCGCCCGCAAGACCAACGAGAUUCUCAGCGAUGUGUUCUACAAGGAAGACCUGACCUGGAUGCGGGGCAUCGGUUGCUAUGUCUGGGACACACCAGAGAUUGUUCGUGCCAAGAAGUCCUACGAGCUGCAGAGUGAACUUAAAUACAGAGAUGAAGCCAAAAAAGAAUUCAACAACUACUCUAUUGUGACAGACACCCCAGCCUAUGUGACUGCUAUUCUGGGUCACACCUGGGCCAGUGAUCUCAACUACAGAGAGGCUUAUCACAAGGAGAAGCACCUGUACACCACUAUUCUGGAUACCCAUGACUACGCCAGAUGCCACAACUUCAAAAACUUCUUCAGCAACAAAAACUACACUGCUGCCUGGGACAAAAUCAAAGACAAGAGCUACCGCAUUCCUCACGACUCAAAUGCCUUGCAACACGCCAAACAACAGAAGAUCAUUCUCAGCAGCGUGAAGUACAAGGAAGAUUACGAGAAGUUCAAAUCCCUUUACAGUCUGCCCAAGUGUCUUGAGGACGAUCCCGCAACCGCUCGCUGUGUCAAAGCUGGAAAGCUGGUUCUGGACCGUCUGUACCACGAGAACUAUGAGAAGACCAAGGCCAAGAACCACAUCCCAGCAGACAUGCUGGAGAUCCUGUCUGCUCGCAAGACCCAGUCCACCGUCAGUGGGAUCAACUACCGCAAGUUCCUGCACCAGUGGAUCUGUCUGCCUGACAUGCAGGUGUACACCCAGGCGCGCAAAGUCAACGAGCAACUCAGUGACAUCUUCUACAAGGAUGAUCUAAACUGGCUAAAGGGUAUCGGCUGCUAUGCCUGGGACACGCCGGAGAUCCUUCGUGUCAAGAAUGCUGGCGAUCUUCAGAGUGAGAACAAGUACAGAGCUAAAGGCGUUGAGGCUUUCAAGGACUAUUCAGUGGUGACAGAUACGCCAGUGUACGAGACAGCCAAGCAGAACGCUCAGAACCUGAGCGAUCUGCACUACCGCUAUGAUUACCACGCCAAUGUCAAGGGCACGAACACCUCGCCUGCUGUCACCAUUGACACACAAAGGGCACGCCUGGCUAACCAGAUCCAGAGUGAUAACUGGUACACAGAGGCCAACAGGAGCUCCAUGCCGACCGGUUACUCCCUGCCCUACGACACGCCGCUCAUCAAGCAGGUCAAGCGGAACACCGUCGUCUCCAGCUAUGUGAAGUACAAGGAGGCCUAUGAGAUGAUGAAGGCAAAGGCCUACACUCUUCAUCCAGAGGGUGUCAACUUUGUCAACGCGAGGAAAGCUCACAAGAUCGUCAAUGAUCGUCUCUAUCGUGAAGAGUACCAUAAGAAAAAGGACAAGAUCCACACAACCUACCACACCCCUGAUAUCAAACAAGUCAAGAUGAACCAGAAGCACCUCAGUGAGUUGUGCUACAGAGAGAAAUACUACAACACCAGAGGCCAGCUGAUCAAUCUGCCCAUCACACCUCAGCUGAUGCACUGCUACCACGUCAACCAGAUCACCAGCGAGCUGAAAUACAAAGAGGAUCUGCAGUGGCUGAGAGGCGUUGGCUGCUUCUUGUAUGACACCCCAGAGAUGGUCCGCAUCCGCAAUGUCACCAAAAUGAGGGAGGCCUAUCCAGUGGAGGCCAAGAAGAACCUUGCCAACUUCUCCGUGGUCCUGGACACUCCUGAGUACAAGCGUGUGACUGAGCUCAAGACCCACAUGAGCGGCAUGAUCUACAAAGCCCAGAGCAGAGUGGACAUGGCAAAGGUCACCACCACGUUGGACGCUGUGGACAUCCAGAGAGCCAAAUGGGCGCAGCAGCUGACUAACAAGUACAAGUACACAGAUCUGGCUGCAAAGGAGAGAGCUCAUUUUACCCAAGAAUCUGAAACUCCAAACAUGGGCCACGCUAGAAAAAUGAAAGUGGUCUACAGUGACAUCAAGUACAAAGAACAGUAUGAGAAGAUGAAGUACAGGUACACCGCCAUUGCUGAUACACCUCUGCUGAUCCGUGCCAAGAAAUCCUACCUCCAGUCUAGUGAUCUGCGCUACAAAGAGACCUUUGAGCUCUCCAAAGGCCACUACCGCACGGUCAAGGACGCUCUGGACAUCACCUACCACCGCAGAGUCACUGAUGACAUCAGUGAGGUUAAAUACAGGGAGAAGUACAUCAACUCUCUGGGUACAUGGAAGUCCAUCCCCGACCGUCCAGAGUUCUUCUUCAGCAAAAUUGCUAAUGAGAACGUCAGCACCGUCAAGUACAAGGAGGACCUGGAGUGGCUGAAAGGAAUUGGCUGCUAUGUGUGGGACACACCUGAAAUGUUGCAGGCUGAGAGGAACAAGACUCUGUACAGUGAGAGACUGUACAGAGCCUCCUUCGAGAAGAACAAAGGCAACUUCAAGUACACCAGCGACACGCCGUUCUUCCAGGCUGCCAAGCACGCUUCCGCUCUCAUUAACAACGUGAUGUAUAAAACCAGAGCAAAGGAUCUGCUAAAGAGCGGCUGCAAUGAGCUGCUCCGCCCCGACAUCCUCACAGCCCUUUAUCAGUCCACUAUGAGCAGUAAGUGGAAGUACAGGGAGCAGUAUGAACGUGCCAAGGACAAGUUCACCUCCGUUCUGGAGACUCCUGAGUAUGAGGCCCACAAACGCAGCAAGAAGAUCAGUGACAUCAUCUACAAGAUGGAGUACAACAAGACCAAGGCUAAGGGAUACACCUUGCCUUUUGACACGCCACACCAACAGCACAUGAAGAAGGUCAAGGACAUCACCAGCAAUCUGAAGUACAGGGAGGUGUACGAGAAGAGCAAGGCUCAGAUCAACAUUGACCCAGAGGCCCACGAGAUCCGCGCCGCCAAGGAGGCCUACAAGAACAUCAGCAAUCUUAACUACAAGAAGAAGUAUGAAGCCACCAAGAACAAAUGGAUCUGGACAACAGACAGACCCGACUUCCUCAAUAACGCCAAGAACUCCUUCCAACAGAGUGAUGUUGAAUACAAGUAUGACAAAGAGAUGCUCAAGGGCUGCGUGAUCCCUGUGGUCGAUGACAAGUACACCCUGCUGUGCAUGAAGAACGCUGAAAUGGCCAGUGAUGUGAAAUACAGAGAGAAGUAUGAAAAGGGAAAGGGCCAGUACGUGCCCAUCAUGGACACUCCUCAAAUCCUCCAUGCCAAGGCUGUGCGAACUCUGGCAUCAGAGAGCAAAUACAAGGAGGCCAGUAAGAAGGACAUGCAGUCCGGCUCGUUCACAACCCUGAAUGAAACGCGUGACACAGUCCACAGCAAGGAGAUCAACAAGCUCGUCAGCGGGAAACUGUAUAAGGCAAAGCAUGAGAAGGACAAGGGCAAGUCGCAGUAUAACCUCAUGGCUGUUCCACCCGAUGUUCAGCACGCCAUCGACGUGGCCAAGAGUCAGAGCAGCGUUGCUUAUAGGAAGGCUGCCAAGGCCAACCUGCACUACACUUCCAUAGUUGACCGUCCUGACAUAAGGAAGGCUACCCAGGCUGCCAAACUUAUCAGCGAGGUCGGCUACCGUGACAAGGCCCGCGAGGCGGCAAGCCGCGGAGGUUCUCUGGCCCACCGCCCGGACAUCGCUCUGGCCACCGAGGUGUCCAAGCUGACCAGCCAGGUGGAGGCCAAGACCUCCCUCCAUGGAGCUGCUUCCUACGAUACCCUCCAGAUGCGCCACAUUAAGAAAAUGAGUGCCAUGACUAGUGAUGUGAAGUACCACGAAAAGUUCGACAAGGAGAUGAAAGGAAAGAGACCACAAUAUGACCUGAAGAACAGUAAGAUUUACCAGACUUUGAAGGAUGCCAACGUGCUGGCUAGUGAGGUGAAGUACAAGGGCGACCUGAAAAAGCUCCACAAGCCUGUGACCGACAUGGCAGAGUCCCUGUCCAUGCAGCACAACCUGAGCACCAGCAAACUGUCCAGCCAAUACUGCUACAAGAAGAAGUUUGAGGAGAGUAAGGGUCACUACCACAUGAUUGCCGACACACCUGAGCAGCUCCAUCAUAAGGAGGCCUCUGAACUGCAGAGUAACGUGAAAUACAAGGAGAAGUAUGAGAAGGAGAAGGGCAAAGCCAUGCUGGACUUUGAGACACCCACGUAUGUGACUAAUAAGGAGGCCCAGCACAUGCAGAGCCAGAAAGACUAUAAGAAGGACUUUGAGGAGCACAUGAGGGGCAAGAACCUCUCAGGCUUGGAGGUCACCCCUGCCAUGAUACAUGUCAGACAUGCCACCAAAAUAGCCAGUGAGAAAGAAUACAGGAGGGAUCUAGAAGAGGGGGUGAAGGGUAAAGGGCUCACAUCACUGGAGGAAACUCCGGAGCGUUUGAGAGCAAGGAAUGCCACUCAAAUCCUGUGUGAGAGAGAGUACAAGAAGUCACUGGAGCUGGAGAUCAAGGGCAGGGGAAUGUUGGCGUUGGCUACGGACACCCCGGACUUCCUCAGGGCCAGGAACGCUACGGACAUCCUGAGCCAGUCUAAGUACAAGCACACUGCUGAGAUGGACAGGGCCAGCUACACGAGUGUCAUCGACACCCCUGACAUCAUCCACGCUCAGCAGAUGAGGAACAUUAUCAGCCAGAAAAAGUACAGAGAGGAGGCCGAGAAGACCAUGUCUCACUACGUGCCGGUCCUGGACACUCCGGAGAUGCAGAGAGUCCGCGAGAACCAGAAGAACUUCAGCACUCAUCAAUACCAGAUUGACGUUAAAAACGCAAAGGGCAAAGUGUCGUCUGUACAGGACACUCCCGAAAUGCUCCGCAUUAAAGAGAAUACAAAGAAUUUCAGCUUGAUUCAGUACAAAGAGGAUCUGGGAGGAGGAACAGCUUUACCCGAGACCCCGGAGAUGCAGCGAGCUAAACAAAACCAGCGCAACAUUAGCACGGUACAGUACAAGGACUCGCUGGGUCAAGGCACAGCCGUGUCAGAUCUCCCCGAGGUGAAGCGGGUCCGAGAAACCCAGAAGAAUAUCAGCUUGGUACAGUACAAGGACUCGCUGGGUCAAGGCACAGCCGUGUCAGAUCUCCCCGAGGUGAAGCGGGUCCGAGAAACCCAGAAGAAUAUCAGCUUGGUACAGUACAAGGACUCGCUGGGUCAAGGCACAGCCGUGUCAGAUCUCCCCGAGGUGAAGCGGGUCCGAGAAACCCAGAAGAAUAUCAGCUUGGUACAGUACAAGGAUUCUCUGGGUCAAGGCACGGCCGUGUCAGAUCUCCCCGAGGUGAAGCGGGUCCGAGAAACCCAGAAGAAUAUCAGCUCGCUCCAAUACAAAGAAGGAGUGGGACAAGGCACGUCAGUAUCAGAGACCCCAGAGAUGGAGAGGGUUAAACGCAAUCAGCAAAAUAUCAGCACGAUCAAAUACAAGGACUCUCUGGGCCGAGGCACAGCCAUACCCGACCUCCCCGAGGUGAAGCGGAUCAAACAAACCCAGAGGAACAUCAGCUCGGUGUUGUAUAAAGACAGUUCAGCCAAGGGAACUCCUGUGGUGUUCACUCCAGAGAUGGAGCGAGUCAAACGGAACCAAGAGAACAUUAGCUCGGUGCUGUACUCGGACAGUUUCCGUAAGCAGGUCCAGGGCAAGGCGGCCUUCGUUCUGGACACGCCUGAAAUGAGGCGCGUCAGGGAAACCCAGCGCAUCAUCUCUGGGGUGAGAUACCACGAGGACUUUGAGAAGAGCAAGGGCAGCUUCACCCCCACCAGCACCGACCCCGUGACGGAGCGCGUGAAGAAGAACACGCAGGACUUCAGCGACAUCAACUACCGCGGCAUCCAGAGGCGCGUGGUGGAGAUGGAGAGGAGGCGCGCCAUCGAGCACGACCAGGAGACCGUCACCGAUCUGCGCGUGUGGCGCACGAACCCCGGGUCUGUGUUUGACUACGACCCUGCUGAAGACAACAUCCAGUCCAGAAGUCUGCACAUGAUGUCAGUACAAGCUCAGCGUCGCAGCAAGGAGCACUCCCGCUCCACCAGCGCUCUGAGCGGCCUGGGCGACGAGAAGUCUGAGGUGUCCCAGGACCCCGACCACCACAUGUCCCUCUACAGCAACGGCUUCAUGGCCUCCUCUGCGGGCUACCAGCAAGCCAAGACUGUGGAGCUGCAGCAGAGGUCGUCCUCAGUGGCCACCCAGCAGACCACAGUGUCCUCCGUCCCCUCACACCCCUCCACCACCGGAAAAACCGUGCGCGCCAUGUACGACUACGGCGCGGCCGACAACGACGAGGUCUCCUUCAAGGACGGCGACGUCAUCGUCAACGUGCAGGCCAUCGACGAGGGCUGGAUGUACGGCACCGUGCAGCGCACCGGCAAGACCGGCAUGCUGCCCGCCAACUACGUGGAGGCGGUUUAAAGACGACCGCCGGAGGUGGGCGAGACGCAGUGGGUCCCUCCUGUGGUCACAACUGUGGCUUAGUGCAAUGUGUAGCUUUUAGUGUCUUAGUUUUAGCUCCUGUACCUGUAUGUGAGUCUGAUCAUCAUUCAUACGCUGCUGCCGCUGUCGCCCGUGGAUGUGACGCGAGCAUUGUGAUAUGACACAUAUAUAUAAAUAUUUCUAAUUAUACACAACCACGCCUACUACGACUACUGCUACUACGAGUGACAGACUGUUUUAGAUUGUUCAGCUGCUCUAAGACACUUGCUUUGGAGAAAAAAGAGCAAGAGACACUAACAUCUGUCCUGGCCCUAUUCUUUUGUAAAUUAAAAAAAUAAACUAUAAUAUAUAUAUAAAACACUUUAACGGAAGUUCAAUGGAGAAGAAAAUGGAAAUGAUUGAAAAAUAACGAAACGUACAAGAAGUCAGUUAACAUCAAACCACUCCUGAAGAGUUGCAUGAGACGAGCCUCAGUCUUCCCUCCUUUACACUGACGGCCGGACAAAAGUAGAAAAAAAAAGUGUGUUUUGUUUUCCUCCCGAUUAUUUAGGUCCCGGGGUAAAGGUGCAGUACGUGUCCUCUACCUUUUAAUCAGUUAAGCUAAUAAAGCACACCGAGCUCCUGCAGCA
This is a messenger RNA of Scophthalmus maximus (turbot), 20152 nucleotides long. RefSeq names its product nebulin (gene neb). Lineage: Eukaryota; Metazoa; Chordata; Actinopteri; Pleuronectiformes; Scophthalmidae. Gene Ontology annotation, biological process: cardiac muscle thin filament assembly. Gene Ontology annotation, cellular component: Z disc. The transcript is spliced from 142 exons. The record is from RefSeq and is a predicted model, not a curated record. The coding region runs from base 210 to 19502 and encodes 6430 amino acids. Gene Ontology annotation, molecular function: actin filament binding.